AUGGCUCCAACACCUCCUGCUGCUCUGGUGACGGCCUCUGAACUUGCUAAAUCUUCCUCUGACAAUCAGCACUUUGUUGGAAGAGAACAUAAGUUUUCUUUCAACAUAUGCGUUGAUUCUCAUUCUUUGGUGGAGCUUAUUUUCCAACUGUUUGCAUUUAUUCACCAGGGCUAUCAGGUUCCUGUUCUCAAGCAGCCAGCAUUACCAAGUCUUCUGGGCCCCCAAGGACAAUCAAUACCCACAGCUGUUCAUCCAAUGAGAGCCGGUGGAAUUCGCUCAGCAGGUGCCAGUCCAAGCUGGGAAAUGUCCAAGUUUCCCUGCAGUGCUUCAUCUUACAGUAGAAGUUUGUAUAGCUACUCCGAGGCAAGAUCGGGUUCUUCCCGCACUCGCUCCUACUCUCGAUCAUUUCGUCGUUCCCGUUCUCGUUCCUACUCGCGAUCGCCACCGUACCCAGGAAGAGGCAAAGGGAGGAGGCACAACCAUCGUUCUAGGUCAAGGCCACGUGGUUAUGACCAAGGGUCAAGCUUUGAAGGACGAAGGAUUAAGGGUGAACAGUGA
Messenger RNA from Tyto alba (common barn owl), 558 nucleotides. Its product is annotated as arginine/serine-rich protein 1-like. The transcript is spliced from 4 exons. Bases 1 to 558 code for a protein of 185 amino acids. NCBI's taxonomy places the organism in Eukaryota, Metazoa, Chordata, Aves, Strigiformes, Tytonidae. The record is from RefSeq and is a predicted model, not a curated record.